AUGGCUGUCCAAGAUGCAGCGGCAAGGUGGGAUGCGUUGGGGAGCCGCGACGCUAGUUCCAGGGACGCGGCGAUGGAGAACAUUCACCAGGAGGUGAUGAGAAGAGUAGAGGGCAUUGGACCUAUCCCAAAGGCGCCUUCUUCGCCUCCUGCCACGGCUACUGGGUUGGCCAGCGAUCUCAACAACAUCUUGGCGCGUGUUCUCAUGCUUUCCAAGAGGUGUCCCUAUUCAGACGUUAGAGAAAAAUGCAAGAGGAUUCUUAAGAGUGUUCAGGACCUUGGAGUGCGCAUUCCCAGACCAUUGGGAAACGGACCAAGCAGAUUUAUCCCAGAGAAAGAGAUCCUUCAAGUCAGUAAAGUGGACACCCGAACGCAGACAAUAUUUGAGGAUGCGUUUGCAGCGCUGGGUCGUCUAGACAACAUCUCUCUAGUGAUGGGGUUCCACCCGCAGUAUCUGGAGAGCUUUCUAAGGACACAGCACUACCUUCUUCAGAUGGACGGACCCCUACCUCUGCACUAUAGACAUUAUAUAGGAAUUAUGGCCGCCGCCCGACACCAGUGCUCCUACCUGGUCAACCUGCACGUGAACGACUUCCUGCAGGUGGGGGGAGACCCAAAGUGGCUGAACGGGCUCGACGGAGCCCCGCAGAAGCUGCAGGCGCUGGGAGAGCUCAACAAGAUCCUGGCUCAUCGGCCGUGGCUGCUCACCAAAGCACACAUCGAGAGUCUGCUGAAGGCGGAGGAGCACAGCUGGUCUUUGGCGGAGCUGAUCCACGCGGUGGUACUGCUCACACACUACCACUCCCUGUCCUCCUUCACCUUCGGCUGCGGGAUCACCCCGGACAUCCACACGGAGGGAGGACACACUUUCAGACCCCCGUCACUCAGCAGCGGCUACUGCGUCUGCGACAUCGCCAACGGCAACGGCAACGGCGCUCUGGAGGAAAUGCUUGGUAACCACCAGUUGGCAGAGGCGUCAGGUGAGGUGGAGGUUCUGAUGGAGAGGAUGAAGCAGCUGCAGGAGUGUCGUGAUGAGGAGGAGGCCAGUCAGGAGGAGAUGACCACGCGCUUCGAGAGAGAGAAAACCGAGAGCAUGCUGGUCUCCACAUCAGAGGAUGAGGAGAACGUGCCAUCCAGAGACAUUUCACGGCAUUUUGAGGACCCCAGCUAUGGCUACAAGGACUUCUCCAGGAGAGGCGAGCAUGUACCCACCUUCAGAGUGCAGGACUACAGCUGGGAGGACCAUGGUUACUCUCUGGUGAACAGGUUGUAUCCAGACGUUGGACAGCUACUGGAUGAGAAGUUUCAGAUCGCCUUUAACCUAACCUACAACACCAUGGCCAUGCACCAGGGAGUGGACACGUCCAUGCUCCGCAGAGCCAUCUGGAACUACAUCCACUGCAUGUUCGGCAUCAGAUAUGAUGAUUAUGAUUAUGGGGAGAUUAACCAGUUGCUGGACCGCAGUUUUAAGGUCUACAUCAAGACGAUGGUCUGUAGCCCCGAGAAGACCACCAAACGGAUGUAUGAGAGCUUCUGGAGGCAGUUCCAGCACUCUGAGAAAGUCCAUGUAAAUUUGCUUCUUAUGGAAGCACGCAUGCAGGCAGAACUGCUCUACGCUCUGAGAGCUCUAACUCAGUACAUGACAUGAAGUGCUUGUGUCCCUUUCUCUUUGCAUCAUCAAUGUCGUCUUUACUGUUGUUAUUGUGGGACACUUCAAUAUAUGUUAAAAAAUAAAAACAAAAACAAAACGACAACAAAAAAAGAGGAAAAAACACACAAAAAAAAAACGAAAGAAAAUGGACUGAAACGGAGGUCGGAGGUUCGAGGACGGCGUUCGUCGACUUCGAGCCUGACGUGGAACGAAGGAACAAAGGAGAC
Molecule: messenger RNA, 1877 nt
Organism: Chanos chanos (milkfish)
Lineage: Eukaryota; Metazoa; Chordata; Actinopteri; Gonorynchiformes; Chanidae
Gene: sesn1
Product: sestrin 1
Exons: 10
Coding region: 1-1647 (548 amino acids)
Biological process (GO): positive regulation of macroautophagy; cellular response to leucine starvation; regulation of response to reactive oxygen species
Cellular component (GO): nucleus
Molecular function (GO): L-leucine binding; oxidoreductase activity, acting on peroxide as acceptor
Source: RefSeq, a predicted model, not a curated record